Molecule: messenger RNA, 1550 nt
Organism: Desarmillaria tabescens
Lineage: Eukaryota; Fungi; Basidiomycota; Agaricomycetes; Agaricales; Physalacriaceae
Exons: 2
Coding region: 196-1218 (340 amino acids)
Biological process (GO): negative regulation of transcription by RNA polymerase II; positive regulation of transcription by RNA polymerase II
Molecular function (GO): RNA polymerase II cis-regulatory region sequence-specific DNA binding; zinc ion binding; DNA-binding transcription factor activity, RNA polymerase II-specific
Source: RefSeq, a predicted model, not a curated record
GAUCUUGAAUUAUCAUCAAACUCGUUAUCGUUCCUCUAGCGGUCCCCUCUUAUACCCCACACACUCCCCAGGGUCCACUCAGCACACGUCGCUUAAUCUCGAUUUGGGUAUCAUUUAAACGCCAACUAUAACACGUUUAUUUAUCCGCUCCCGUUUCCCGUCUCGUUUCCCGUCUCCUGCCAUUUGCCGCCCUUCAUGUACCCCAACGUGAAUCAUACCCUACUCUAUACGCCCGAGGAAGACUUUUCGGAUAUAGACCUCUCAUCUUACCCCCUCGAUUUAUACCCUGGUAGCGCGUCAGAUCAUUCAGAGAGUUCCCCCAGCGUCUGGGUAUAUGACGACGUCCCUCAAUUUCCCCGUCAUUCAUCUGCUUCCCGCCUUCCAGACUACGAUCACUGCAACGGGCGGUCAUUGUCUAACGGCAUGAACAUGCCUAACGGUCCCCUUUCUGGAAGCGCCUGGUCCCACAAUGUUGGCUACCACUCAGACGCCGUCAAUUCGACCCUGGGGGAAGAAUAUCCCCUUUACCCGCGUCGCUUGCCUUCGCAGAGGUCGGGAGGCGGGACCGAGUGGAGCUCGACCUCAAAUCAUCGCCCCCCGUCUGACCGUCAAUAUGUUGAUCCAUCGCAAUGGGCGCCUGCUUCGGGACCGACAUAUGAUUCGCAGCCGUGGGAUAGUUUGGGGCUCUCUUCCUUAAACGAAUCAUUGGAAGUGAAACCCGAUUUGUCCCUCCUUCGAAUGCAGCGAUCGAUGCAUGCGCCCAUCUCUCCUUCCCCCACUCCUUCCCCUUCGUCAUCUGGCGUGAAAACGCCCACUACACCCUCCGUUGACGCUGCCGCGAAACAAAAAUCAUGUUCCCAUUGCCAUGCCACGAGUACACCACUCUGGCGCCGGGAACCAGUCACGCUCAAGCCUCUCUGUAAUGCUUGUGGUCUCUACCUUCAGCAGCGCAACAAACUGAGACCGCAGGAGCUCAUUGACGCGGACUUGGAUGACGGCAGCGAGGAGUCGGACAAAGACGCGACUGGACCCGAGUGUAGCCAUUGCCACACGCGAAAUACUUCGGUAUGGAGGCGGAGCAAGACGGGGGAACAGCUGUGCAAUGCUUGUGGAGUAUACCUGCGACUAAGGGGGAGGGAAAGGCCGCUAUCGCUGAAGAGAAACAAGAUCAAGCCUCGCUCUAAACACAAGGAUACAGGGUCGAUUUCGCCAAAGUGAAAUGAAAAGCCGUGUUAAAUUAUUUCAAGUUCAAUGUAUUCUGCUGCGUCUGGUUUUUUUUAAUUAUAUUACUGUGUGGCUCAUUGCUAGCUACGAUGGGCAGACUACGAUUAAUGUCGUCUAUGGUAGAUUGAAUGAUGCACCGCGUUCCCCGGCCUUUCAUUGCCUUUUCCCAUGGACUCGGAAAAUUACACUGUGUAGUAGACCAGAAACGGUUGGGACAAUUGCAUCACGACCCCCAUCACCCGCGACUGCCAAUGCCAAUGCUCUGCCAAUCAACUUGAGUUGGAGACCGUGGGCGGAUCAUAGGCUAUAUGCGGACAUAAUAGACA